This is a messenger RNA of Penaeus chinensis, 1224 nucleotides long. Its product is annotated as glycine-rich cell wall structural protein 1-like. Bases 1 to 1092 code for a protein of 363 amino acids. The record is from RefSeq and is a predicted model, not a curated record. Lineage: Eukaryota; Metazoa; Arthropoda; Malacostraca; Decapoda; Penaeidae. The transcript has 2 exons.
AUGAAGCUAUUGAUCACUAUAUUGUUUGUUGCUGCUGUGUGUACUGCUGUACCAGAUGGAUAUAGAGCUCCCGGAUCUUCUACUGGAGGAUUUUCUGGCGGAGGAGGAUUCUCUGGUGGAGGAUUCUCUGGUGGGGGUGGAUUCUCUGGUGGGGGUGGAUUCUCUGGUGGAGGUGGAUUAUCUGGUGGAAAUGUAAUUUCUGCUGGAGGAAGUGGAUUCUCUAGUGGGGGAGGAUUCUCUAGUGGAGGUUUCUCGGGUGGGGGAGGAUUCUCAGGUGGGGGAGGAGGAUUUAGCAGUGGAGGAUUCUCAAGUGGAGGAGGAUUUUCCAGUGGAGGAUUUUCUAGCGGUGGAGGAUUCUCUGGUGGAGGUGGAUUCGCGAGUGGAGGAGGAUUUUCUAGCGGCGGUGGAUCUGGCAGAGGAUGCGGUCCUGGGACGGUCUUACAUGUGGACGGGUCCUGCGUCUCCCCAGUAGUAUCACGAAAAGUGUACGUCUACGACGCCCCUGCACAACCGUCCGUUCCAAGUGGUCCACCACCAAGGAUUCCACCGCCGAGGGUUGAUCACAAUAUCCUGUUUGUUCGUCUUCCGGAGGGAGGUGCAGGAAUUGAGCCUAUUGUUAUCCCACCACCAAGGCAAGAGAAUAUCGUGUACGUCCUUAAUAAGGCCAGUGGAGCAGGAGGACAACAAGUCAUCGAAGUACCAGCUCCUCCUGCUUCUAGUCCAGAAGUGUUCUUCGUCAACUAUGCAGAAGGAGAAAAUCCUCAGCUCCCUAGCGGUGUGGACCUCCAGACAGCUCUGCAAGCGGUUUCCAGUGGAGGAGGACAAGUCAUCGGGGGUGGUUCCGGAGGGGGAGGAUUUGGAGGCGCAGGAGGACUGGGUGGCGGAGGAGGAUUGGGGGGUGGCUUUGGCGGUAGUGGAACAGCCGGAGGUGGAUUUGUUGGAGGUUCGGGAGGCGGAGGAUUUGGCGGUGGGGUAGGACAAGCAGGAGGAGGAUUCGUAGGUGGCUUUGGAGACAGCGGAGAACUUGGAAUCAGCGUUGGUUCCGGUGGUGGCCACGUUAGUGCACCGUCAAACACGUAUGGUGCUCCCUAAGGCAAUUGUUAGUCCUUUCAAGGAAUCAGGAAAGAGAUGAUUCUCACAUAUAAAUCACAAGAUUCAAUUUGUGUUUUGUUGAUAUUGUUGUUGUUACCUUUUGUAAUCAUAUGAAUAAAAAUAAAUUAAUGA